Trichomonas vaginalis G3 is the source of this 405-nucleotide messenger RNA. RefSeq names its product protein heterodimerization protein. Bases 1 to 405 code for a protein of 134 amino acids. Lineage: Eukaryota; Parabasalia; Trichomonadida; Trichomonadidae. Gene Ontology annotation, molecular function: DNA binding; protein heterodimerization activity; structural constituent of chromatin. The record is from RefSeq and is a predicted model, not a curated record. Gene Ontology annotation, cellular component: nucleosome. The transcript has a single exon.
AUGGAGGAGGAACCUCGGCCUAUUCAUCGCGGAAAGAAACGGAGGAUUCCUCUUUCUAGUGGUGCAGCUCGUCCACCGGACAAUAGCUCAGAUAAAAGCGAAUCUCAGAAGAAACAAAGAAGGAAAAGAAAUUCUUGGCUGAGAGAGAUACAUUUUUAUCAAAAAACAACAAAUUUGCUGAUAAGAAAGCUUCCUUUUUGCCGUUUAGUUAAAGAAAUCACUCAAAGUGUUUCAAUUGGCGAGUUUCGAUAUACAACUGGUGCAAUGGAAGCUCUUCAAGAAGCAAGUGAAGCUUUUUUGAUUAAAUUGCUAGAAGAUGGCCAAGUUUGUGCAAUUCAUGCAAGACGAAUCACUCUUAUGAACAGAGAUCUUCAAUUAGCUCAAAGACUCCGCGGAGAUCGCUGA